Messenger RNA from Pseudoliparis swirei, 5930 nucleotides. Its product is annotated as bromodomain-containing protein 1-like. Gene Ontology annotation, molecular function: protein binding. Gene Ontology annotation, biological process: regulation of transcription by RNA polymerase II. The record is from RefSeq and is a predicted model, not a curated record. The transcript is spliced from 13 exons. Gene Ontology annotation, cellular component: MOZ/MORF histone acetyltransferase complex. Bases 458 to 4285 code for a protein of 1275 amino acids. Lineage: Eukaryota; Metazoa; Chordata; Actinopteri; Perciformes; Liparidae.
CUCAUUGAUCGUGUGACAGAUGGGCUUUUGUGUGAAAUCCACGACUCACCACCGACAUGACCUCCAGCGUCACACGUAGAGUUGUGCGUACGGGUGGGAGUUGUCUGGUGAAACGCAUUGUUGUGUUGGGGGAUGAGCCGCUAGAGCUGCGCGAGCUGUUCGCUCCUGGUCGGCUGUGGCUAGCGAGCGACUCCAGCCUCCGAGUGGCCCACAAAGGCACCGCCAGUCGCAUGCUCCGUUUAGAUUUCAACGUCGAAACCCCCACGGGCCCUUUUUUUUUUGAUUUGUAAAAGUCCCUGAACAGACCCCAGUAUCGCCCGUUGGAUGAGAACACUGUGUACGGAAUUAGAGCCACUUAGCAGGCCGUGUCGCCAUUGCUUUGUACGGCGACUGGCUGGCUACCGUCUUCCUCAGCUAGCAAAGCUGCUCUACAAUCCGAGCAACACGGAGCGCCAAGAUGAAGAAGAAAGCUCGGCAGCACCGGGUCGCGGUGCCGCAGAGGCCCCCGUCUCCCAUCAAGCUGUCGCCCAACAAGCAGAUGCUGACGUACGCCCAGGCGCAGCGCAUGGUGGAGUUCGAUGUCGACGGCCGCCUCCAUCGGGUCAGCAUAUACGACCAGCUGGACGUGAUCUCGGAUGACGAUCCCAUGAUGCAGGAGAUGAUGGAGUGCACCAGCAAUAAGGAGAAUGCUGAGAAGCCGCAGCAACAGGUCCUCCUGCGGUCAGUCAGACUAAAAAACAGCCAGGAGAAGAGAAACGCUGCCCUGGGCAUCGCUGUUCAGGGAGAGGGAGGCGGACAUCAGGCCGCCACCAACGCCGCUCCAAAGCUUCAAGAGCCCAAAUUUCGUGCGGUGGAAUACAACCUCCCAGCAGUUCCGAAGCGCUCCGCCGCCUUUUACAAAUACACGGAGAAGACGGAGGAAGAGCUGGACGAGGAAACGGAGUACGACAUGGACGAGGAGGAUUACGCCUGGCUGGAUUUGGUGAACGAGAAGCGGCGGAGCGAAGGGGUCAGUCAGGUCUCGAACAACGUCUUCGAGUUCCUGGUCGACCGCUUCGAGAAAGAGCUGCACUUGGAGAGCCUGGACAAAAGCGGCGAAAAGCAAGCGCCCGUCGACGAGGACGCCGUCUGCUGCAUCUGCGCGGACGGAGAGUGUCACAACGGCAACGCCAUCCUGUUCUGCGACAUGUGCAACGUGGCCGUGCACCAGGAGUGCUACGGCGUGCCCUACAUCCCCGGGGGCCAGUGGCUGUGCAGACACUGCCUCCAGGGGCCCGCGCAGCCCGCCGACUGCAUCCUGUGUCCCAACAAGGGCGGAGCGGUGAAGAAGACGGACGACGACCGCUGGGGCCACGUGGUGUGCGCCCUCUGGGUGCCCGAGGUCGGCUUCUCCAACACCACCUUCAUCGAGCCCAUCGACGGCGUCCGCCACAUUCCUCCCGCCCGCUGGAAGCUCACCUGCUACCUCUGCAAGGAGAAAGGUGUCGGGGCGUGCAUCCAGUGCCACAGAGCCAACUGUUACACCGCCUUCCACGUCAGCUGCGCCCAAAAGGCGGGCCUCUUCAUGAAGAUGGAGCCGAUCAAGGACGUGACGGACGCCGGGGAGCCCACGUUCUCGGUGAAGAAGACGGCCUUCUGUGGGGCUCACACGCCCAACGGGUGUGUGCGGAGGCCUCUCGCGAUCUACGGUGACGGCAAACCCCGAAAUGGACUGUGUCAGAAAGGGGUAAGAGGGCGAGGCGUUCGCAAAGGACAGGCCAAAGGAAAGAAGAAGAAGAAGAAGAAGAGCAAGAAGCCCGAGCCAGAACCUGAAAGCGAAGCUGCGACUCCCGCUACUGUGCCUUCGUUUCCUGCUCACAGGUUACACACCAUCCUGAACCAGGUGUCGGUUCAGAAGAAGAAAGCGUUCGUGGAACUGGUCCUGAAAUACUGGACGUUAAAGAGGCAGUCCAGGAAUGGGCUCCCCCUCAUCAGACGCCUUCAGACCAGCAUGCAGUCUCAGAAGAAUGCGCAACCGGUUUGUUCAUCUCGGCAGUGCGGGGAGGAGAGCCGGGCCCUGAAGGAUCAGUUGAAGGAGUGGCACCGUCUCCGACACGACCUGGAGAGAGCCCGGCUGCUGCUGGAACUGAUCCGCAAGAGGGAGAAGCUCAAGAGGGAAGAGAUCAGACUGCAGGAGACCCUCCUCGAGAUACGGCUGAGUCCCUUCAGUAUUUUACUGAGAGCUCUGUUGGACCAGCUGCAGACAAAAGACCAAGCCAAGAUCUUCACCCAGCCGGUGGAUGUCAAUGAGGUGCCCGACUACCUCGACCACAUCAAGCGCCCAAUGGACUUCUCCGCCAUGCGGCAGCGCAUCGACACGCAGGCCUACAACAACUUCGAGCAGUUCGAGAACGACUUCAACCUCAUCGUUGACAACUGCAUGAAGUACAACUCGAAGGACACCUACUUCUACCGGGCCGCCGUCCGCCUCCGAGACCAGGGCGGGUCCCUGCUCAGGAAGGCCCGGCGAGACGUGGAGAAAAUCGGCUUCGACGCGGAGAGCGGCGUGCAUCUGCCCGAGGCGCCGGAAAUCAAAGCGCCCGCGUGCUUCUCGUGGGACGACGUGGACCGCCUGCUCACGCCGGCCAACCGGGAGCACCUGUCGCUGGACAAGCAGCUGCAGCAGCUCCUGGAGAAGUUUGACCUGACCUGCGCCAUGAAGUCCAGCCCCUCCCGCAGCAAGCGCCUCAAGCUGCUCAAGAAGACCAUCAACGACGUGCGCAACGAGAUGAGCCUGAAGAGAGCCCUGCCCUCGGGCCACCAUCAUCACCACCACCACCAUCAUCAUCACCACCACCACCACCACCAUUCGACUCCCUCCACAUCAGCGUUGUCUCCGGCGGCGUCCUCGCACCCGCAGCUGAGUAAAGAACCGAAAGAAGAGCGAUCGAAGCCCAAUGGACAUUUCCAAGAUGACGAGGGAGACACGUCUCUUCCUCCGAAGCUGGAGCCUUCGGACUCCAUCCCCCCGCUCAACCACUCGGACAUAGACCCCGGGCCCCCCACCCUCAAACCGAUCGGCGCCGCCCCCGACCGCGAGGACAAGCGUCCGGGCAAGUUGGCGAGGUGCGACGGCGAGGCGCCGGCGCCGCUCUCCUCCGCUCCUCGCCUCAACGGCCACACCCGCGACCUCCCGCCCUCGCUGCUGGUGGCCACGUCGACGCUCGCGGCGCCCGCGCGCACGGUCAACCGCCGGACGGCCGUGCUCUUCCGCAAGUCGAAGGGCGCAAGCCCCCACAAGCCGCCGCCCCCGCCGAGGUGCGGGGACGAGGGAGGCGACCGAAAAGAGGGCCAGGAGGCGCAGGAGGAGGAAGCCGAAGACGGCGCGCAGCUGGGCGCCAAGUCCUUCCUGUCGGUGGUCAUACCGCAGCUGGAGACGCUGCUCCACAGCAAGAAGAGGAAGCACAGCGGCAGCAGGGGCAGCGAGGAGGAGGAGGAGGAGGAGGAGGGAGGAGAGGGAGAGCGCGAAGAGGAUGAGGAGGAGGAGGAGGGAGAGUCCCCUGUGAAACGGCUUGACACUGGCUUGUUGAGCGGUUUUCUGGAGGUGGAAGAGGAGAAGGAGCUGCUGGAGUCCGGUCGAGCCAGUCGGCCCGUGGAUCCGCGGAGACGCUGUGCCUCCGAGUCCUCCAUCUCCUCGUGUAGCAGUCUGCCCGGCAGUACCAGCACCGUUCUCAGUCUUCCAAAAUGUGGGAAAGGCAAACCCGCCUUGGUCCGGAGGAACACCGUGGACGAUAAGAGCGAAUUGAUCGCCUGCAUCGAAAACGGGAAUUUUGCAAAAGCCGCUCGAAUCGCUGCCGAGGUUGGCAACAGCAAUAUCUGGAUGCCCGCUAGUGCUGCAACAGUUGCGUUGGAACCCCUGAAGCUCGUCUGGGCCAAGUGUAGCGGAUACCCGUCCUACCCCGCCCUGAUCGUCGACCCUCACAUGCCGCGCGUUGGCUGCCAGCACAACGGGGUCUCCAUCCCCAUGCCCCCCAUGGACGUGCUGCGCAUCGGGGAACAGAUGCAGUACAAAGCCGAAGAGCAACUCUACCUCGUCCUCUUCUUCGACAACAAGCGCAGCUGGCAGUGGCUUCCUAGAUCCAAGAUGGUCCCUCUGGGAAUGGACAAGACCAUCGACAAAAUCAAGAUGAUGGAGGGACGCACCUCCAGCAUCCGCAAGGCGGUCCAGAUCGCCUACAGCCGCGCCAUGAACCACCUGAGCAUCGUGCAGGACGAGCCCGUCAGCGACCUCAGCGACGUGGACUGAUGACGCCCGCUGACUCUCUCUCUCUCUCUCUCUCUCUCUCUUACACACACACACACACACACACACACACACACACACACCUUUACCUCUCCUGUACCAAAUACCCUCUUCUCCCCCGAACUCUCUCCGUUUCUGCACUGAGACUCAAAUGUUUACUGGAGCACACCCGCCGCCGUACCAGGUGGUGUCUCUUCCUCCUCCUCCUCCUCCUCCUCCUCCUCACACACCCACCCUCCUACCAUUGUGCCGAUGGGAUACGGCUGCUGCUGAAAUGAAUGUGUCUAUCUUAUCCUAUCCUCCGCCACCACUGGACCCCCCCCCCCCACCCCCUCCUCCUCCAUCUCCCUUUCCCCCGACUCCGCCAAUCCCAACUGUCAUUUCAAGGCGAAGACCCUCCCCCCCCCGUUCCCCCGUCGGGGAUUGAUUCCGUACAUCGGGGCAGCCUUACCGACCUCGCCUGCGGCGUCAGGACUUUGUAGUGAGACGAGAGCGUCACACGGGCCGUUAACAUUUUUUCGACUGUGACUGAUCGGUCGGUUAAUUUUGGGCGGGCAGCCAAUCAUCAUUUCAAGUUAUUACAAAAAAAACCAUCUAGUCGCUGGUAAAUGAGCUACAUGAAAGGAUUCUCAGUUGAAGCCUUUAAUUAAAUGACCUCACCUCUCGGUCACAUUUCCAUACUGGUCAUCUCCAUUUCCAAAUACCUUCCUUUUUGUAUUUAAAGUGUAAAUAAUCUGUACAGAUGCCUGACACUAACUUAUUUUGUAGUUUUGACAUAAAUGGUUACUGUACAGGAGUUUUCUUAGAAUUUAUACUCGAUGCAUUCUCGGCACUAACAUGCGAGUGCUAUUUUGACAGUGAUGUAUGAUAAAGGAGAAUAAAAGUGCAAAUGCCUUAGUGUUAAGGAGAUUAGGGCUAAAAUGUCAUAUUUCGGAAAAGGAUGAAAGUAUUCUUCUUUUUUUUAAGUUAUUGAAGUUUAUAAUCGUAAGCUUCCAUUUGGCAUUAACCCGUUUUGUAUUCAAAAAUAGUUUUCGUAUAUUUUUGUUCAUAUAUAUAUUUAUAUGAUUUGAAGUCUCUGAAGCUCAUACAGGCAGUCUGACGUCGUGGACCCAGAACGUAUAUAUAUUGUUCUCAAGAAACCAAAAAAGUUGCUACCCCAGAAGUUUAUUUUUAUUUUUUAUUUCUUAUUCUUUUGUUGAUUCAUUUCUCGUGUGAUUUGUGAAAUUGUUGCCAAAAAAAAACAAGAAAAAAAAAGGAAAGUGUAUUUUUAUGUGAUACAUUUUGACUAUUACUUGGGUUGCUGUCGUCGUGGGCGACGGGCCUGCGGUAACUUAUUGUAAAGCAUUACUUUAUAUCCAAGGAAAGACGUGCGAACCGAUUGUGGUAAAGUGGCACAUUUUGUGGUGGAUACUUGCCUUCUUUUUAAUAACCUUUUCUAGCUUUUUUUAAAUUUGUUGUUGUCCUUCAACACAUUUAAUUUUAUACUAUUGCCUAUUUCUUUCUGGGUAGCAUUAAGACGUUUUUAUAUAUAUUUCAUUUUGUACCUAACUGUUGUUUAUUUUAAUUUUUUAAUCAGGUCUUAUAAAAUAUUGCUGCGGCUUAUUUUGUUUUUGUUUUCUAGCAGAAAAAUAAAAGACACGAAUAAGAA